Sesamum indicum (sesame) is the source of this 1291-nucleotide messenger RNA. RefSeq names its product putative xyloglucan endotransglucosylase/hydrolase protein 33. Gene Ontology annotation, cellular component: apoplast; cell wall. The record is from RefSeq and is a predicted model, not a curated record. Gene Ontology annotation, molecular function: xyloglucan:xyloglucosyl transferase activity; hydrolase activity, hydrolyzing O-glycosyl compounds. Lineage: Eukaryota; Viridiplantae; Streptophyta; Magnoliopsida; Lamiales; Pedaliaceae. Gene Ontology annotation, biological process: cell wall biogenesis; xyloglucan metabolic process.
AUUCCCACAUCCUCCUGAACCCCAGCAUGGCAAUCUUCCACCCCAAACAUUUCUUGACUUCAAGUAUCUUGGUUCUCGGCAUGAUUAUCGAGGUUUACUCACGUGGGCCAGUAUAUACGCCUCCAGACGUCGAGCGAUUAACCGACCGUUUCAGUCGAGUAUCCGUUGAUCGAAGCUACAAUGUGUUCUUUGGAGGGUCUAAUGUGCAUGUGACCGGCAACGGGACCAGUGCUGAUUUGAGUUUGGAUAAGUCCUCAGGAUCCGGAGUGGUCUCGAAGAACAGAUAUAACUAUGGAUUCUUCAAUGCUGCUAUAAAGCUGCCUGCUGGUUUUACAUCAGGAGUUGUGGUAGCGUACUAUUUAUCCAAUGCGGAUUCUUACCCUCACAACCAUGACGAAAUUGAUAUUGAACUUCUCGGACAUGAGAAGAGACGAGAUUGGGUCCUGCAGACAAACAUCUACGGCAAUGGAAGUGUAAGCACAGGAAGGGAAGAGAAGUUCUACCUCUGGUUUGAUCCGACACAGAAUUUUCAUGACUACAGCAUCCUCUGGAACAACCAUCACAUAGUGUUUCUGGUGGACAAUGUACCUAUAAGAGAAGUCAUCCACAACAAUGCUAUCUCCACAGUUUAUCCAUCAAAACCGAUGUCAGUCUACGCCACAAUCUGGGACGGAUCAGAAUGGGCGACCCAUGGAGGAAAAUACCCUGUAGACUACAAAUUUGCACCGUUUGUGGCAUCCAUGAGAGGUAUUGAAAUGGAGGGCUGCGUCUUGAAUCCGAAAGGCAUGGCUCCUUCGUGUUCAAGAAGCAGCCUGUCGAGCUUAGAUCCUGUUGAUGGUGAGGAAUUUGCCAAAUUAUCGAGCCAACAGAUUACGGGGCUGAACUGGGCUAGGGGGAAACACAUGUUUUACUCAUAUUGCCAAGAUAAGUCUAGAUACAAAGUGCUGCCAGCAGAAUGCACUGCAACAUAGGAGGAGAAUUGUAUUCUUUAUUCUUCGCAAUAAUUUGCAAACUAUAUAUAGAGGGAGAUUAAUAAUGACCGAGAUUAUCGGUAUUGUAAUCAAAAUCUCCAGAAGCAGAAAGGUUAGGUGAAAUAUUCUUUGAAACCAGCCACUCAGAAGUAUGGCAUUAACAUGCAGCAAGUCAAGUGCAUGAGAGAAAUGGGCUCAUUCAUUUCUCUCUUAAUGGUUGGGGGUGAGGGAGAUUUCGACCAUAAGACAGCUCAUAAAUCUUAGACCAAAAUAUGUAACAUGGAUUGCAAUAUAAAUCUUCAAUGAUAUCAAUUAUUAUA